UUGCUUAUUUUCAGCUGCAUGAGUACAAGCCUUCAACCCACCGUAUUUUUCGACUGAACAACAUUGCAAAAGCUCUAAAAUUUUUGGAAGACAGCAAUGUAAAGCUGGUUAGCAUUGAUGCAGCUGAAAUAGCAGAUGGAAACGCCUCUAUGAUAUUGGGUCUGAUAUGGAACAUAAUCUUGUUUUUUCAGAUUAAGGAACUCACAGGCAACCUCAACAGGAACUCUUCCUCUUCUAGCCUGUCAUCGGGGCCCAGUGGCCCUGAUUCAGACACCUCCCAUCCCAACACGCCUAAUGUGGAGAGAAGCAUGUCCGUUGGAGUGAAGGAUCAGCGGAAAGCCAUCAAAGCCAUUUUAACCUGGGUUCAAAGGAAAACAAGGAAGUAUGGCGUUGCAGUUCAGGACUUUGCCAGCAGUUGGCGAAGUGGCCUUGCAUUUCUGGCUGUCAUCAAAGCAAUAGAUUCUAACUUGGUGGACAUGAAGCAAGCUUUGGAAAAAACAGCCCAGGAAAACUUAGAGGAUGCCUUUACUAUUGCGCAAGACCAUCUUGGUAUUCCUAGAUUGCUGGAGCCAGAAGACAUCAUGGUUGAGUCACCCGAUGAACAGUCAAUUGUGACCUAUGUGGCACAGUUUUUGGAGCAUUUCCCAGAACUGGAAAGGGAAGAUUUUUCAGAUCUAGACAAGGAGUUUCCGGUUGAAUCUACUUAUGUCCAUCUCAAGGAGUCACCAGGGGAUGAAAAACAAGGGAAGGUUUUAAUUCUGAAUGAAAAUGGAGAACACACAUAUACUCCUGUCCUAAACAGAAGUCACUCACCACCACCCAAAAUCCACAUCCUUAGCUUACCCCUCGAUCAGGAGAACCAAGAACUUAAUGAUAAUCAGGAUCACUCACUGUCUAAUCAUCCAGAGACUUUGAGAGGAGAACUCCAGAGGCCGAGCUCACUGCCCAUAACAGAACCUAUUGGUUUUCAGCCUGGUCCUAAUGCUGACAUUCUCACCAAAAAUGUGAACAGAUCUGAAGGGAAUCAACGGAGGAUGAGUGAACCCCUGACACACAAUGAGGAGAAUUCCCCAACCAUUCUUAUGUAUCGCACCCAUUCUCUUGAACCAGUUGACACUGAAGAGUCAAAACCAACCAGUGAAACAAAAGAAACACCCGAGAGAAGGACUCGUUCCUUACCUUGGACUUCAAAUUCACCUAAAAACGUACAAGAGCAUCAAACAAAGGAGCCUGAGCAUCCGAUUUUAGUUUCUCAAGAGGAAGAGAGUGCCCAUAAAUAUGUAUUACAAAUGUUGCAUGAGGAAAUAUCAAAGUUUCCAGAAAAUCAUGAGCCUGCAAAGCAAGUGGCAGACAAGAACAAGAUACCUAAUUCUUGCCAGGAAAUAGAUGAGCCUGAUUUCAGCGAUACUUCUGAGAAAUCAUGUCCAUCUGAAUGUUUUUCUUUACCAAUCAGAAACACUCCCAAGAGUCUAGAUAUUACCAGUGAAGAUGUGUCAGUGAGUGUGAAGCCACCAAAUACUUCUAAAGUUUCUGUAAUUCCCCAUGACCUCUUCUAUUAUCCACACUAUGAUGUUCCCAUUUCAGAAGUGCUGGAUGCCUUUGCCACACCAAACCAAGACAUAGAUCCAGAUCCGUCCCUUUCAGAAAACAAUAAAAUCUGUGCUGAGCUCAUUGUAAAUUGCUUAGCUGACAAAGAGACACAUAGUUUAAACUUUGAGGAGGACAUUCUUCAGUCAAGUCUAUACACCAAUACAAAGGAUGUGCCAGCAACAAUAGAGGAUAAAGGACUAGAAAAGCAGAAGAAAGAUUCUCAUAAUCAUAAGAAGUCUUCUCAGAACAAGACUGUUCCUGCAGGGAAGAAUGUGUGCCUGAAAACAAACAGUAGUGUAGCCUCUGUUCAGAAAGAUUCUGGUCACCCAGCUAUCCCUGUGAUUGUGGUGAACCAGUUUGAUAUUGCAGUUGAAGAAAAAAAACUGCCAGAAGAAAAAAGUAAAAAGAAAGAGAAACGGAAAAACAAGGCAGUUUUGCAAGGAGAAAACCCCCAGAGUCCAAAAGCUUGCUCUACUCGGUUACUAGAUAAGCAAGAAGAAGAACCUGUGGACCAUCAGGGACUUUCAAGAAUUAGCCAUAGUGAUCCCAAUGUUGUUUUCCAAAGAUACGUUUCUGAUUCUACCUGUAAGGAAAAUGGUGGUGCUGAUCUACAAAUAAGCACAACUGCAAGUGAAAGCACAAAUCCUUCUAUCAGGAAGAGAAAAGACACUGAAAAGAAAGAAGCUCCAGAAAAGUCCAGCUCACAUAUUACUUCUUCACGGACAGACCAACCUGAGCUCUUUUACUUCAUAAUUUUCCUCUGGGUACUUGUCUACUGCUUAAUGCUCCUUCCACAGCUUGUUAGCAGCGCACAUUGAUCUCUGUGAGUGAGUCAGAAUAAUAAAAGAUAGCAGCUUGAUGUGUUUUGUUUAUGUGCCCCCUAAAUCCUUCAGGAAAAAGAAACAUUAGCCAAAAUGGCAAAGUCUGGGUUCAGAGCCUAAAAAGAACCCUGCGGGAUCGGACCAAAAACCAAUCUAGGCUGGUUUUGUCUUCUCAGGGUUGACAACCAAAUUUCUUUGAGGGGCAGGACUUGUGGGUAAUAGCACUACCUUGCUCAUGUCCCUGAGCAACUGGGAUACAAAGAUAUAUUGUGUCAUGUACUAGAGGUAACAGAGAGCCAUCACUAUUUGUAGCCAUGGAUAGCCAAAUUGUCUAUGAAUCUAUUCAGUCUCAUUUUAAAACCAUUUAUAUAAGUGGCCUAAAAUAUAUUUUGUGAAGGAUUAAUUUUUUAGCUAUCCUAAAAAACGAAUCCUUCACAAAGCAUCCAUCUUUGUUGGAUGCUUCCAAGCUCUACUAUUGUGAAAGAAACGUCUCCUUGUCUGCUUUAUCCGCACAUCAUAUUUUAUACACCUCUAUCAUUUUCAUUUCCUGGGGAAAAAAAACACCCAAGACAUUGAGACUUUCCUUGAUAGAAUUCAGAUUUCAUUCCAAGAGGGUUCUUAAUUUGUUUACUAUUGUAACCUGAUAUAUUAUGAAAACCAGCACAUUUGACUUUGUGUACAUAUAUUAUAUAUUUAUAUAUUGAUAGAUAGAUCUAUAUAGAAUGAAGUCACUGAGCUGAUAAUUCACAAUUUUGUAUGUCUGUGCCUUGCUUUAUAGAAUGCUAAAAAUGUCUAAUCUUUUAGGGGGAACCUAGAUUUUGAGUGUUCUAGUCCUCAAAAAUCAUUCUUAUAAUUCUAAUUUAUCUAUAGCCAUGAAAUCUGCCAAAUGCAUAUGUGUUUAUAUAUGUAUGUAUGUGGGUUUUUUUAAAAAAUGUUAGCUUCCUAUUAGAUGUUUGUGGUUGGAAAAGGUUGCCAUUCCUUGAUUAAAAUUUAUGUGGUUUUUUUAAAAAAAUGUGAUCUAGCAUAUUGAGCAAUUUAAGUUAUGACAGAAAAAUCAGAACUGGUCAUAGCGCUAGCUACAUCAGUAAUAUGAGCUGUGAUUCAAGAACACAGUUUAGCCAUCUUGAUAUUAAUGUAUAUGAAAAGUAAAUAGGUAUAAACAAAAGUGAAGGAGGAACUUGAUUAAUUUUCAGUUGAAAUGUAUAAGGGUUAAAUCUUGUGUCUUUGAGUUAGGAAUGGGAGGGAGAGUGAGGGCAGAAACCCCUACUUUUAUAGAUGGGCAGGGGCAUCCUAUCAAUAUAGGAAAUCCAGCAUGGUUCAGUGGCCUGAGGUUGGACUAUGACUCUGGAGACCCUUGGGUGACCUGGCCAAGCCACAAAGCCUCAGAAAAA
Messenger RNA from Anolis sagrei ordinatus, 3802 nucleotides. The record is from RefSeq and is a predicted model, not a curated record. NCBI's taxonomy places the organism in Eukaryota, Metazoa, Chordata, Lepidosauria, Squamata, Anolidae.